This is a messenger RNA of Conger conger (European conger), 4371 nucleotides long. RefSeq names its product desmoglein-2.1-like. The transcript is spliced from 15 exons. Gene Ontology annotation, biological process: homophilic cell-cell adhesion. The coding region runs from base 132 to 4229 and encodes 1365 amino acids. NCBI's taxonomy places the organism in Eukaryota, Metazoa, Chordata, Actinopteri, Anguilliformes, Congridae. The record is from RefSeq and is a predicted model, not a curated record. Gene Ontology annotation, molecular function: calcium ion binding. Gene Ontology annotation, cellular component: plasma membrane; desmosome.
UCCAGCAGCACGCCUGGGCUUCUCGACAGGGCUGCUGCUUUUAACGUUUGUUUUCCGUUCCCCGCUGGCCUGUAUCGCGAGCACGGAGACCUGAGGGACUGAGGAGGGACUCCACCGCCGUCCUGCUGACCAUGGCUCGGCCAGCGUUCGCCGCCAUCGGCCUCUUCCUGCUUCUCACGCUGCUGAUUUUCGAAGCUGAAGUCGAAGCCAGGAGACGCGUGAGACCGCAACGGAGAAAAAGAGAAUGGAUCCUUCCACCGACAAAGUUGGUCGAGAACGUGGACUACACAAAAAAAGAAUUUGUCGCGAAAAUUCGAUCUGACAAAGACGACAUGGACUCUGUGGUUUAUUCUUUGACCGGAGCAGGAGCUGACUCACCACCAUAUAACUUGUUCGUUGUCAAUUCCACAACUGGAAACGUUAGAGUAACUGACAUUUUGGAUAGGGAAAAGUGUGCAAUGUACCUUUUGACAGGUAUAGCCAGACAUAAGAAUGGCUCGUUAGCGGAGACAGACAUUGACCUGCGCAUUCGAGUUAUUGAUCAAAAUGAUAACCCUCCAAUAUUUGAUAGGACAUUUACUGGAAGUGUGAAUGAAUCGAGUACUACAGAUACCUUUGUCACGGAAGUAUUUGCAGUAGAUGGCGAUGAAGAGGGAACGAUCAAUGCGAAAAUUGCGUACGCCAUCGUUAAACAGGAUCCUGAAGAGGACGGGAUGAAAUUCUACAUUGCGAAAAAUUCCGGGAAGAUAUUUGUCAAAGAACAGACACUUGACCGAGAAGUCGUUGACUUCUACACUUUGAUAAUAACAGCCACGGAUUUGGAUGGUGCGGCAAGUGGAAACGUUGCCACGGGCACAGUUGAAAUUAAGGUCUUAGACAUCAACGACAACCCUCCAAGGUUAGAGAAAGAAAUGUAUUCCGCCAGCAUCGAUGAGAACGUUGCCGAUGUGGAGGUGAUGAGAAUUAAAGCUCUGGAUGAUGACAUAGCAAAAACCGACAACUGGCUGGCAAACUUUAAGAUCCUGAAGGGCAACGAAGACGGCCUUUUCACUAUCGAGACAGACCCUGAGACUAACGAAGGCAUCCUAAAGCUGGUGAAGCCAAUAGAUUAUGAGAAGUUGAAGAAUCUGGAUCUGGAUUUGUCCGUGGAGAAUGUGGCCCCACUCGCCAGUGGGACGGCCCCUGGAGCUGGCCUGGACCUGGACCUGGACCUGGACACUGAUAUCGAUGCAGAUGUUGACCUUGAUCUUGAAGGUGGUGCAGGAGCCGGAGCCGGGGCAGGGGCAGGGGCUGGGGCUGGGGCUGGGGCAGGGGCAGGGGCUGGGGCAGGGGCGGGGGCAGGAGGGGCAGGAGGGGCAGGAGGGGCAGGAGGGGGGCCCGGUGCAGGGGCAGGUGCUGGAGUCGGUGCUGGAGUUGCUCCCGGAGUUGGCCCUGGAGUUGGCCCCGGAGUAGGCCCCGGAGUUGGCCCCGGAGUCGGACCCGGCAAAGGCAAGAAAAAACCCAAAAAGAAAAAGCCCAAAAGCUACCCCAUUAAAAUCAAGGUGAACGACCUGCCCGACGGCCCGACGUUCAGCCCCACGGUGAAGCCGGUUCCUGUCUCUGAAGACCCGGAGGAGCUCGAAAUCCCCAGUGUGAUCGCAUCCUUCCCAGCGCUGGAUGGAGAUACAGGAGAGCUCGCUGAAAAUGUCAGGUAUGCAAAAGGAUACGACCCUGACAACUGGUUAUCAAUCGACGAAAAGACUGCAGAGAUAAAACUCAUCAAAAGGCCAGAUCGGGAGUCUGAGCAUCUGAUUGAUGGAGUAUACUAUGCAAAAAUUCUCUGUUUGACACAAGAUAUACCUCCCAAAACUGCUACAGGAACCAUUGCUCUGAAUGUACAGGACUCCAAUGAUCACUGUCCCCGCCUCACCAGCACGUACGAGUCCCUCUGUACGGAUCAGAAAUCAGUGAACGUUACCGCCAUCGACGAGGACGACCAUAAUAACGGCGCCCCAUUUGAAUUCGUAAUAAUACCCGAGGGAACAAAGGGAGACUGGAUCGUGGAACAUGUAAAUGACACAACAGCAAUGUUGACGUCCCAGGAGUCCUUGUGGCCAGGUACUUUUGAAAUCACGCUUGAGAUUAAGGAUAAGCAAGGUAUGGCCUGCUCUGAAAAACAAGUUCUUCAGCUGGAUGCAUGCACCUGCUUGGAGGGCGGAAUCUGUGGUGCCCGAACACUACUCCUACAAACAGCCGCCUCCCCAAAGCUUGCAGGGCUGGGUGUAGCUGUACUCCUCCUUGGCUUCCUGGCACUGAUGGCGGUCCCUCUCGUGCUGAUGAAAGCUGGUUCUGGUAUGAUCCCAGGCGGCUUCGCUGAUCUGCCUAUGGAUGCGAAGGAAUAUUUGAUUCCAUACCACACAGAAGGAAAAGGGGAGGAUAAGGAGGUCCCUCUUCUCAGUGCACCUUUUCCGAUAUCGAACCAAGAGGCGCCAAUAGUAGCGCAAACGCUCUCCAAAACCUCUGCCGCCAGAACCCAAGCAACCCUAAUGGAAGGCAUGGGGUUCGGACUGGACCUGACGGAGGGUCUGGACUUUGGCACUGCCAGUCUGAAGAGACAGGCUAGCACCAGCCAGCAGAUAGAGGUGAUGGAAGCCGCACAGAGGGAGGAUUACGAGAGCGCUCGCUUGCACUCCGGUUUUGCCGAAGAAAAUGUAGGCCCGUACGGUCCGAUGUCCCUCCCUGAGGAAUUCUUGGAGGACUAUUACUCACAGAAAGCAAGCUGUAUCACUGAAGCCUGUCACCUGAAAGACAGUUUGCUGGCUUUUAAGGAGGAAGGAAGCGGGUCGCCGGCCGGGUCGGUGGGCUGCUGUAGCCUCCUUGACAUGGACAAUGACCUGGAGUUCCUCAAUGAUCUGGACCCAAAAUUUAAAACCCUGGCUAAUAUCUGCCGGCCGCCACAAACCGAAAUUGAAAGUUCAUUCCGUUUUUCACCACAGCCCAGAGCCGAGUGCAGAUCGGAAGCCUACGCCAGUACCAGAGGCGAAAGAGUGGUCCCACCGAAGACCCAGAGUUUCUCAUGUUCGGUCCCAUCUAGCCCCGCCCCGCAUGCUGCCAGGACAAGUCAUUACUCUACCCUCCCCAGAAAGAAAACCUAUGAGAAUGUAAUGGUUCCGAGUCAAACGUAUCUCAUUCAGCAGCCCAUGUACUACGCAGCGGCUCCGGUUCUGCAGCCGGUGCAGUACGUGAUGGAGCCUCGCGUGCAGUACGUGCUGAGCGACGCUCCGAUGAUCGGGGGUGCCGCUGUGCACGGUGGGGUGAUCGGGGUGCAGCAGGGCACCUUGAACAGGGCCGAGAAUGUGGUGCUGGUGGAGAGACAAGUGGGUUCAGGUCAGGUGUUGCAACAGGGGGUAGGCGGGCUCAACCAAGGGCUGGUGCUAGUGGAGGGUCAGGUAGGUGCAGGGCAAGUGCUACAGGGGGGGCAGUCAUGGAUCCAACAAGGUACCCUACAGAGAGCCGCUGUUCCUGGGCCUCAGAAGAUCCUGCUAGUGGAGAGAGAGGGGUCUGCAGGCCAGGUUCUGGGGAGUCCAGUUAGCCCUAAACGGAUAUUAGUGACAAGUCCAGCUGGGUUACCUCCAGAGCCUGUGCAGAUGACUAACCCGGAGAAUGUACUUGUUUAUGAGAGGCAGGUGAGAAGUGGGCAAGGCACAAUGAGGUUAGCCCCUGAUGCCACAGUACAGCCAGAUCCUGUUGUACAAAGUGGCAUGUCUAGAGUGCAGGAGGGUACCUUGAAGAGCGGUGAGAAUGACAUGUUGUCGGAUCCACAUGGACAACAAAUAUCUCUUUCCCAGAGACAUAGGAGCAGUGGACAGGAGGGGGGUGUUUCUAUGACAGCUGCAGAAAGAUUAAAUUCAUUGCAGAAUCUGAAUCUGAGACAGGAUGCACUUAUUAGUGAUCAACUAUUAGAGGAUGAUAGUGAAAAAGUAGAUGAAGUGUUCAUGGAAAGCCAUGUUGCUUCAAACCAGUUGUUGGAGGACAAUGAGCUGGAGGAGCUAGCUCAGGAGAGUUCAAUGUUACAUCAAUUUACUCCAGAAGAAUUGUCUGGAUCUUUGGAAGAGGAGAUGAUGGAAACAGUUUUUGAGGAGGAUGAAACAUUCCAGAAUCAAGAUCAGGAAGAAGACACCACUGUACUGAGUCAAGGUAGUACAGGAAGACCCUCCAGCGCAAACCCAGGAGACUCCGACAGCUGGUGAAACACUAGAGACAAAGGUCCAAGAGGCUGUGGAGAGGCGGGCAUCUGGUGGUCAACCAUUGGGAGAUUUAAGUAAAGCUUUUGGAGGCAAAGCUAAGCGUCAAAAGAGUCUCAAAAGUCCCAAGGCAAAGUGCAAACAGCAA